UUCCCUCCUCUCCCCGCUGUCACGUGAUCGGUCGUCACUAAUUACUGUGCACAUAGAUAUGACGUAGCCCAAACAGUGGGUUAACCCACAGGCGGAAGUGCGUAUUACACAAAGCAGUGCGGAAUAUACAUUUUCGGUUGUUGCAAACAGACAUCAGUAACUGGAUCAUCAUGAACCUGAACAGAGUCAAGGAUGAGGACAAGCUUGAACUUUGCAGAAAAUAUUACUAUGGUGGUUUCUUUGCCCUCCCCUUCCUUUGGUUGGUCAACGUUGUCUGGUUCUUCAAACAAGCCUUUAUUCGUCCAGCUUUUGAACAGCAACAAGAGAUCAAGUCAUAUAUUAUCAAAUCCCUGGUUGGCUGCAUACUGUGGACAGCAGUACUGGUCACGUGGAUGACAAUAUUUCAGAUGUACCGAGCUGACUGGGGAGAGAUCGCAGACAACAUGUCCUUCAUCAUUCCUAAAGGAAUUGCCUAAGACAGCAACUGAUGUCAAAAUCAAACAUCUUUUUUUAUCUGCAUUUAGUUGUGUUUGUUUAUAGAAUGUAUUUGUAGGCAUUCAACUUUGAAAUCAAAAACAAGGGGCAUUCAGAAUACCUGGUUUCUCAUUUGGGUUGCAAAAUGGAUUUGAUUUAAUUUCAGAUAAGGUUGCUCACUUCAAAAAGAAAUGCAUACUGAGAUUAAAGAUUUCCACAAACGUAAA
Messenger RNA from Branchiostoma floridae (Florida lancelet), 701 nucleotides. Its product is annotated as gamma-secretase subunit PEN-2-like. The transcript has 4 exons. Gene Ontology annotation, cellular component: gamma-secretase complex. Gene Ontology annotation, biological process: Notch receptor processing. Lineage: Eukaryota; Metazoa; Chordata; Leptocardii; Amphioxiformes; Branchiostomatidae. The record is from RefSeq and is a predicted model, not a curated record. Bases 171 to 476 code for a protein of 101 amino acids.